GAAAUCCCUAAUCUAUUUAUUUUGGAAUAUAUUAAUUUUACACCUAAUAUACUUAUGCAUAAAAAAUAUUAGUUAUAUAUGUAGAUGAAUUUUCGGUAUUAAUAAGUUGUACUAGUAUUUUAUUUUUCUUGGUCCCCCUAGCUUGAGGCAGAAGAAGUAGUAUAUAAUACUAAUAGUAAUACCUUGUGAUCACUUGGCUUGGCUUUGGCUUAAUUUGUUUCCUAAGAAGAAGAAGAAGAAGAAGAAUGGAAGAGAAGCAGAGAGUGAUAAUAGUGGGAGCAGGGCCUUCGGGGAUAUCGGCGGCAGCAUGCUUCACGAAACAGUCGAUUCCGUACAUAAUCCUGGAGAGGGAAGACUGUUCCGCUUCCCUGUGGAAGAAAUAUUCAUACGAGCGCCUCCACCUCCACCUCAGGAAACAGUACUGCCAGCUUCCCCACAAACCCUUCCCAGCAUCUUUUCCUCCCUACGUUCCCAAGAAGCAGUUCUUGCAGUACCUGGACGACUACGUCUCCCACUUCGGAAUCACGCCGCUGUACCGAAGAACCGUGGAGCUGGCCGAGUACGACCAGGGCUGCCACAACUGGAGGGUCAUGGCCCUCAACGGGGACUCCGGUCAGCUCGAGGAGUACCGUGGGAGGUUUCUGGUGGUGGCCACUGGUGAAACCACUGACCCUUUUGUGCCGGAGCUUCAAGGCCUCAGUGGCUUUCCUGGGAAGCUCAUUCAUUCCACUGGGUUUCGUUCUGGGAAGGAUUUCAAAGAUCAGCAUGUUCUUGUUGUUGGAUCGGGGAAUUCUGGCAUGGAAAUCGCAUUGGACCUUGUCAACCAUGGUGCCAAAACUUCCAUUCUCGUUAGGAGCCCGGUUCAUUUUCUAUCAAGGGAGAUGGUGAGUUUGGGGUUGUUUCUGUUGAAAUAUUUGUCGUUGAGCACCGUGGACUCGCUGAUGGUGAUGCUUAGUACAAUGAUUUACGGGGAUGUGACCAAAUAUGGGGUUGCAAGGCCCAAUGAGGGUCCCUUUUAUAUGAAGGUCAAGUAUGGAAAGUACCCAGUUAUUGACGUUGGAACCUAUAAAAAAAUCAAGUCUGGAGAAUUGAAGGUUUUGCCAGCAGAAAUAGAAAGCGUAAGAGGCAAGGAUGUCCUAUUCAAGAAUGGUGAGUCGCACCCAUUUGACUCCAUUGUUUUCUGCACCGGCUUCAAGAGAUCAACCAACAAGUGGCUUAAGGGGGAUGAUUACCUUCUGAAUGAUGAGGGUCUUCCGAAGCCGAGUUACCCGAUCCAUUGGAAGGGAAAUAAUGGUUUGUACUGCGUUGGGCUAUCAAGGAGAGGCUUCUAUGGCGCUGCCGCAGAUGCUGAAAAUAUAGCAAAUGAUGUAAGCUCCUUCACGCAGCAUCCAUGUCCCUGAGAAGUGAGAACAAACUACAAGACCAACGACAGUUUUGCUGCAGCAAGUUUUUGAAACAUAAUUAUUACGACAUAUCAUGGCUUCGCAGAUUGCCCUGCUAGCUGCCAUUGCUGCUAGCUAGAGGGACAACAAUAUAAUCUCCAAAUAAUACUAUGAGCUCUGUAUAUUAAGAGUCUCUAACAAUUAAUUAUUUAUAAAUGUCAAUACUUGUUGUAAUUUUUUAAUGAAGAAGGAUUCACUUACUACUAAA
Molecule: messenger RNA, 1650 nt
Organism: Glycine soja
Lineage: Eukaryota; Viridiplantae; Streptophyta; Magnoliopsida; Fabales; Fabaceae
Product: probable indole-3-pyruvate monooxygenase YUCCA10
Exons: 4
Coding region: 246-1400 (384 amino acids)
Molecular function (GO): monooxygenase activity; NADP binding; flavin adenine dinucleotide binding
Source: RefSeq, a predicted model, not a curated record